Meloidogyne enterolobii is the source of this 978-nucleotide messenger RNA. The record is from the annotation of a GenBank genome assembly. NCBI's taxonomy places the organism in Eukaryota, Metazoa, Nematoda, Chromadorea, Rhabditida, Meloidogynidae.
AAAAAUUAGCUUGUAAUCAUGGGAGAACAAAUGAAAUUGGAAGGUCAAUUACGUGGACACAAUGGAUGGGUCACUCAAAUUGCGGCUAGUCCAGUGUACAAAAAUAUGUUAGUUUCUUCUUCAAGAGACAAAACAAUCAUUUUGUGGCAGUUGGAUGAGUCUGGAUCAGUUUUGACAGGCAAACCGUUAAAGUCCCUUCAUGGGCAUGGACAUUUUGUUUCUGACGUUGUAAUGUCAUCUGAUGGGCAAUAUGCACUUUCUGGCUCGUGGGACAAAACUUUGCGUCUUUGGGACCUUAACACUGGCCGGACAACUCGUCAAUUUGUUUCUCACACAAAAGAUGUUCUUUCCGUUGCUUUUUCUGCUGACAAUCGCCAAAUAGUUUCUGGAUCGCGCGAUAAAAAGAUUAAAUUGUGGAAUACUCUUGCACAGUGUAAACACACGAUUGUGAAUGAGUGCCAUACAGAUUGGGUUUCUACUGUUCGGUUUUCUCCGUCCAAUACCAAUCCAGUCAUUGUUUCUGCUGGUUGGGACAGAAUUGUUAAAGUUUGGAAUUUGGGAACAUGCCAGUUGAAGACGAACCAUAUUGGGCAUGGAGGUUAUAUUAAUUCUGUUACUGUUUCGCCUGAUGGGUCGCUUUGUGCUUCGGGAGGCAAGGAUGGUUCAGCAAUGCUUUGGGAUCUUAAUGAAGGCAAACAUCUUUACACUUUGGGUGGAAAUGAUGUAAUAAAUGCUUUGGCAUUUUCUCCAAAUCGUUAUUGGCUUUGUGCUGCUGUUGGCCCAGUUGUUAAAAUUUGGGAUCUUGAAGACAAAACUGUUGUGGAUGAAUUGAAGCUUGAUAUUGCAACAGCUACAACAGGAAAGAAGCAACCAUCACCUCCACAAUGUACAUCACUUGCUUGGUCUUUGGAUGGUCAAACUUUGUUUGUUGGGUAUACAGACAAUCUUAUCCGUGUUUGGCGUGUUUCUGCUCGUUAA